Messenger RNA from Brachypodium distachyon (stiff brome), 2025 nucleotides. Its product is annotated as beta-hexosaminidase 1. Gene Ontology annotation, molecular function: beta-N-acetylhexosaminidase activity. Gene Ontology annotation, biological process: glycosaminoglycan metabolic process; carbohydrate metabolic process. Bases 43 to 1674 code for a protein of 543 amino acids. The transcript is spliced from 15 exons. Gene Ontology annotation, cellular component: membrane. The record is from RefSeq and is a predicted model, not a curated record. NCBI's taxonomy places the organism in Eukaryota, Viridiplantae, Streptophyta, Magnoliopsida, Poales, Poaceae.
AAAUUUAAACCCCAGGAAUCAUCCUGACCUACUAUUCCCAAGAUGCUCCCCAAGCUCCUCACUUAUCUCGUCCUAGCCCUCGUCGCCGGUUCCGGCGCCGGCGCCGGCGCGGCCCGGCUCCACCGGACCCCGGCGAACUUGACCGCCUCCGCGAACCCCGUCUACAUCUGGCCGCUGCCGAAGAACUUCACCUCCGGGACGCGGACCCUGGCCGUUGACCCGGACCUCGCGCUCGACCCCCAGGGCCCCGGCGGCGCCGCCGCCGCGGUCGCCGAGGCGUUCGAGAGGUACAGGUCCCUCAUAUUCGCUCCAUGGGCCCACGCCGCCCGCCCCGCCUCGGCGAAAUACGACGUUGCGAAGCUCACCGUCGUUGUCGCCUCCGCCGAUGAGACGUUGGAGCUGGGAGUGGACGAGAGCUACACGAUCUAUGUCGCGGCGUCGGGCGGAGUCAAUUCGAUCGUCGGUGGAGCAACCAUAGAGGCUAAUACAAUAUAUGGAGCUAUUCGCGGAUUAGAGACAUUCAGCCAGUUAUGUGUUUUUAACUACGAUACAAAAAAUGUCGAAGUGCACAAUGCACCAUGGUACAUUCAAGAUGAACCACGCUUUGCUUUUCGCGGCUUGCUACUAGACACCUCAAGGCAUUACCUCCCAGUUGAUGUGAUUAAGCAAGUGAUUGACUCCAUGUCAUUUGCUAAGCUGAACGUUCUUCAUUGGCAUAUCAUCGACGAACAAUCUUUCCCAUUGGAGAUACCAUCGUAUCCAAAUCUAUGGAAGGGUUCAUAUUCAAAAUUGGAGCGCUACACUGUCGAAGAUGCACACUAUAUUGUCAGCUAUGCGAAGAAAAGAGGUAUUCAUGUUAUGGCGGAAAUUGACGUACCUGGUCAUGGAGAAUCAUGGGGAAAUGGAUAUCCGAAGCUUUGGCCUUCUAUUAGCUGUACAGAGCCAUUAGAUGUUUCUAGUAAUUUCACAUUCGAAGUAUUAUCUGGAAUUUUGUCCGAUAUGAGAAAAAUAUUUCCAUUUGGUCUGUUUCACUUGGGUGGAGAUGAAGUAAAUACAGGCUGCUGGAAUAUUACACCCCAUGUGAAGCAGUGGCUUGAUGAUCGCAAUAUGACUACAAAGGAUGCGUACAAAUUUUUUGUGUUGAAGGCUCAGGAGAUAGCAAUAAAUCUUAAUUGGAUUCCUGUAAAUUGGGAGGAAACCUUCAACUCAUUUGGAGAAAACCUCAACCCUCUGACUGUCGUGCAUAAUUGGUUGGGUCCUGGGGUCUGCCCUAAAGUUGUUGCAAAGGGUUUAAGAUGUAUAAUGAGUAACCAAGGUGCAUGGUACCUUGAUCAUCUGGAUGUUCCUUGGGAAGAUGUCUACACUACUGAGCCACUCGCUGGAAUAAAUGACACAGAGCAGCAAAAGCUGGUACUGGGUGGAGAGGUUUGCAUGUGGGGUGAGACAGCAGACACCUCCGAUGUUCAACAAACAAUAUGGCCACGAGCAGCUGCAGCAGCAGAGCGCAUGUGGAGUCCACUGGAGGCCAUAUCCGUCCAAGACCAAACAAUCGUCCUGGCUCGGCUACACUACUUCAGAUGCCUGCUGAAUCACCGUGGAAUCGCUGCAGCUCCAGUCACAAACUACUAUGCUCGUCGGCCUCCAAUCCAUCCUGGCUCAUGCUUCAUUCAGUAAACAGAUCAUCAUGCAGAGUGUAGAUACACAUGAAGGGAUUUGGCCUCCAUACACCUCCCAUACUCUCCACAAAAAUGGUAUAUCGUCACCUGUAUGUGUCUCGUUUCUGUAAGUUCACUUGCAUCGUGUUAUCCAACAUACAUGCGACAAUUAAAAGCCAUGAUGGUCCUUCCCUAUGUAUUCCACCCCGAAACUCUUGUAAAAGACAGUAAUCGAUGUAGCAAAUAUUUACACCCCUUUCAAUCAAUAGUCAUGUUCUUGAAUUUCCCUUCACAUGUAUCUGGAUCAAUAUUUGCAACUGGCCAAUUGGCCAAGCUCAGUUGAACUGGUAAAAGAGAUAUUUCAAUUGUC